GCAGGUGGCCGAGGCUGGCGGGGACAGAGGGGCGGCCUUCUGUCGUGUCCCCGCCCUACUAUCGUGGCGCAGGCGCAGAGUGGGCAGGAGACGAACUUAGGGCGGGGCGGGGUGGAGCCCGAGGGGCGGGGUGGAGGAGGCUCCCCCUCCCUCCUGCCUUUUCCCCUCCCCCUCAGUGGGGCGCUGCCGGUCCAGUCUCAGCCGCUCCUGGGCCCUGGUCGGGCCAGACACCGGACGCCGGACGCCGUUCUACGCGAACGCCCCCGGAGGUUCCCCAGAGCGCGGCGGCCAGCCCAGCCACCCUGCCCCUCUCGGCACUCCCGGGGGUCCCUCUCCCUCUCGGGCCCCCCUCCUCUGGGGCCCCCUUCCCCCGGGCCCCGCGCCUGCGAUGAGCCCAUGGCUUCGUCGCGGACGCCCGGCCCGGCCCGGCCCGCGGAGCCUAGCCACGAGGAGGAGGAGGGGCCGCCGCCGGCGGCGGCGGGGCGGGGGGCCGGCGGUGGCAAAGGUGACGGGGUUCGCGACGGUGACAGCGACCGCUCCCUGCAGCAGAUGCUUCGAGCUAUCGCGGAGGAACGGAGGCGCCUCAGCCUUCGCCAGGAGAUCAGCGGCCUCGGGUGCUUCAAAGAUGACCGCAUUGUCUUCUGGACCUGGAUGUUCUCCACGUACUUCAUGGAGAAAUGGGCUCCGAGGCAGGAUGACAUGCUCUUCUACGUGCGCCGGAAGCUCUCCUACGUGGCGAGUAGUGACAGCCCCAGUGACGAGGGCAAGAAGCAGGUAGAUGUAGAGGUUUACCGACGGGACUCCAAGAAGCUGCCUGGCCUUGGAGAACCCGACAUUGACUGGGAGGAGAGCGUUUGCCUGAAUCUCAUUCUGCAGAAGCUGGACUACAUGGUGACGUGUGCCGUGUGCACUCGCUCCGAUGGAGGCGACAUUCACAUCCACAAGAAGAAAUCCCAGCGAGUGUUUGCGUCUCCUAGCAAACACCCAAUGGACAGCAAGGGGGAGGAGUCCAAGAUCAGCUACCCGAACAUCUUCUUCAUGAUUGACAACUUUGAGGAGGUCUUCUGUGACAUGACUGUGGGGGAAGGCGAGAUGGUCUGCGUGGAGCUCGUGGCCAGUGACAAGAGCGACACCUUCCAGGGCGUCAUCUUCCAGGGCUCCAUCCGAUACGAGGCCCUCAAAAAGGUCUACGACAACCGGGUGAGUGUGGCAGCCAAGAUGGCCCAGCGCAUGUCCUUUGGCUUCUACAAGUACAACAACAUGGAGUUUGUGCGAAUGAAGGGGCCGCAGGGAAAGGGGCAUGCGGAGAUGGCGGUCAGCCGUGUCUCCACUGGCGACACGUCCCCGUACGGAACCGAGGAGGACUCCAAUCCAGCCUCCCCCAUGCAUGAGAGAGUGACGUCCUUCAGCACUCCUCCGACCCCCGAGCGCAACAACCGGCCGUCCUUCUUCUCCCCCUCCCUCAAGCGCAAGGUGCCCCGGAACCGCAUCGCAGAGAUGAAGAAGUCCCACUCGGCCAACGACAGCGAAGAGUUCUUCCGGGACGACGACAGCGAGGACCUUCACAAUGCCACCAACCUGCGGUCGAGGUCUCUGUCCGGGACGGGCCGCUCCCUGGUUGGCUCGUGGCUCAAGCUGAACCGGGCCGACGGGAACUUCCUCCUCUAUGCACACUUAACCUACGUCACGCUGCCCCUGCAUCGGAUUUUAACAGACAUCCUGGAAGUUCGGCAGAAACCCAUCCUGAUGACGUAGCAGCGAGCCCUGGAGAGCCAGCACUGCCCUGGGUCGGUGCUGCUGCCAAGUGCAAGUGCCUGUCUGCUGUGGUUCUCUGUGACACCCAUCGCCAUCACCACCGCCACCACCUGGAGUCCGGAGUCCAGCAUCUGCCCCUGCCUGCCCAGGCUUGCCCCCGGGAAGCCUCUCCGAGAACACCAGCCACCCAAACUGAAGUGCCUCUUUCUCCUUCCCAUCCCCCUGGCUCCUCAUGGGUGCCCAGGAUGCCCUGUCAAGGCUGUGGGUCCAGAAAGGGCCAGGAGAGUGAGAGAAGCCAUGUUGUCCUUGUGCUUCAGACAAUUGGCUACAGAGUUGACUUUCUACCAGAUGAGAACAAAUUGGCUGAACCCAUCGAGGGCCUCCCAGGCCUGGCCUGGACUCCUGCUUUUGGUGACUUGUGGCUCUGCGAAGGGAGGAGUAGAUACGGGAUUCUCCUGCUGCCCAGACCUCCCUGGGGCCAGAAUCUGGCCAGGUUGAGGGUGGCCCCUUUAAGUGCUCUGUGGGAGGGAGUUCCCUGGACAGCCAGUCCCCUCCUGCUUCCAGCCAAAGAAUCCCCACCACCUAUUGGGAGAACUUCUGCCCACUCCAGGCAAGGACUGCAUGAGGGCCUGGAGAGUGGAAUGUGAGGUGGGACGUGACCAGUGGGAUGAUGGCCUUUGAAAAGGCCAGGUUUGCUGUCUUCUAGCCCUUCCCAAGUGGGGAUCCCCAGGAGCUGCAGGUCAGACUUGGAGGCCAGAGCUGGGGGGGGGGGGGGGGCUCCUGCCAUGUACUUAGGGACUUCUCUUUACUCUGACUUUACAAUGGUCCCAUGCACUGAAGCAUGAUGGGAACUGGUGAAGUUGGCCUAGGCAGGGUUGCCAGGGAACAUCAGUACAGCUCAAUGGAGGAAGCGUGAAUUUUUAUUUCUGUUGUUUCUCUUGUAGCGCCAAGGCUUGAAUGUCAUCCAUGACCCUACACAAAGUAGAUCCCCAUGGUCCCCCUGACCAUGGACCCCAUUAUGUUGUCCUGGUGGGGGCAGGUAUUCCCCAGAUCUAUCUGGAAUAAAUCUCCAGAUUGACCUUCCUCCAUUGCUGCCAGUUUGGGAGCCAGCAUGGGGUACAGGCCGGGUGGGGGCUGCUGGUGACAUGUGCCCAAUGAUUCCAGGAACUGACCUUAGUGCAGGUGUUGGGAACACCACAGGCAAAUGACUGAACUUGGUGCCUCAGUUUACCCAUCUGUAAAAUGGGGCCAAUCACCUACCUCAUGGGGUGUCAGUAAAGUGAGAGGGAUGACAAACAGCUCACUCCCAGGGAUGACAACUUCCACACUUUGGUUUAGGGGUUGGAGUGAAGGCAGUUUAUAGGGGCACAUCCAUCAGAAACCCAUCGAGGUAUAUAGUCGAGCUAAAAGGCAUGCCACCAUCUUGAGCCCAGUGCCAAAAGUUUAGGGGCUUCCCAAGUCCAAAGAAGCUCUAAGGGAAGAUCUGGGAGCUCCUGUUGCUUCUCCGAAGAGUUGGCCCUAGGGAGGUUUCAGAUGCUGCCUAGAAUGGGGACUCUUCCCUAUUCCUGGGGACUGCCACAUGUGGGAAGGGCUUGGGUCCUGCAGAGGGUCCAGCUGCAUACAGGAGGAAAUGCACACGCCACCAGCAUUUUAGAGCAGCACUACCAUUACCAGGAGGAGGCCCCAGUUGGGCUCUAGGUUCAAAUCCCAUCUGCAUUCCCUUGUGUGAGUCAGUCCAGCUCUAAAUGCUGUCCUCUCAGGAAGCUUCCCCAGGGGCUCUGUGAGACCACAGGACACCUUCGAGCUCUUGCCUUAAGUACCACAAAAGAUACCCAGUGAACCAGAGUCCUCCAGGAAAUGAGAACCCCUAGAGGCAGCCCCUGCUUGGUGGGGGGGUGGGGCCCAGGGUCUCCUGAACGCCUCCCUUUUUUUAGAGACUUUGUGAACUUGGAGUAAAAACACCCUAAUUGCUGCUUCCUGAAGGAGAGCAGCAUUUCCUGAGGAGAAGUCUGGGCCACAGCUUGAAUUCAGACCGACCAUCCCAGGGCCCUGAACACCUAACGGCCAAGAACAAGAACCUCAUAGCAGCAGGCAGCAGAAUAGGCUUUCUUUCUUGAAAGACUUCUCCCUUCCUGUCAGAUUCCAUUCAGAAGGGUCCUUCAAGACCAUCAUCUUACAGCUGAGGAAACUGAGGCCCAGUUUGAGAGGUGCAGGGGUGGCCCACUGUCCUGUGUGCUCCCCAGUCUCCCAGGGUCCCAUGCCAAGAGUGACUCACCUUGAGGACAGAUAGUGGGGUCUUCUGUGGAGAUGGAGAGGGGCCCAACAUCUGUGGCCUGCAUCCCCCCCAGGAGCCCCAUCCAGCAGAUGGCCAUGACGCUGGGCCUCCAGGUGAAGGUCAAUCACAGUGAGAAUGCUCCACCCCCAUUUUACAUCUAGCUAGACACCAAAUUGGGAAUGAAGGUCUGGGCUGCACAAAUGAGGAACAAACGGAGAACCAAUAUUAUGCGCUUACUGUGUGCCCCAGGGACUUUGGUCAGUGGCCCAGGUCUGGGGCUGGUGGCUGGGAGGGUCUGGUACGUUGAUCCCCUUUCACAACUGCCUGCUGACUGGCGCUACCCCUUUGGAUGUUUUCUCCUGCCAAAUGACCUGGAAUUGGGCCCCAUGGCUGUCUUUCCGGCUCCUGACCUUUCCAUCAGCUGUUCCAUUGAAAAGAGAGGAGGUGGCCCCCAGGCAUGCGGUCAGUUUGGGGAGAUGAAGACAAGGAGUCCCCUCACUUGCUUUCCUCCAAGAAGGGAUCAAGUCUCCCAAGGUACUUGCAGGGGACAGGAGCCCCUGCCUCCAAAGAUGGGCCUGAGGAGGGCCUGGAGCCCAGGCAGAUAGGAGCUGGUCAGUCUGUGUUUACAGUUUUCUAUGCCUUCGAGGCAGUUUGAACCCCCCCAGGAAGAGCAUCCAGUGUGCUGGGCAAGGCACCCCUCACUGGUAGAAAGGGCCCCACGGGCUGGGAAGGUGUAAAUAUCCCGUGUCUGUGUAUUUCCUGAUUCUGUGUCUGAGUCGUCACCCUUGGAAGAACCUCUGUUCCCAGGCUUUCUUCCCUCUAUGCCUCCCUGCUGUCUGGAAAACAUGUUUUUGCAUUCACAAUGUUGGAUUACACUGACUGUGACAUGGG
Molecule: messenger RNA, 4921 nt
Organism: Monodelphis domestica (gray short-tailed opossum)
Lineage: Eukaryota; Metazoa; Chordata; Mammalia; Didelphimorphia; Didelphidae
Product: KIAA0930 ortholog
Source: RefSeq, a predicted model, not a curated record